GAUGGCGAAUCAAUUUGAUAGGCAGACACUCCCAUGGGAAACAUUAGACGAUAUGUUGUCUGGGCUCGCUUCCCCGGGCGAGGAUCUAUCCUCCGACCAUGAUCCCCUCCAAUUUAAAAAAAAUGGAAAUUCAAGGCCUAGAAAUGACCAAAGUUAGGUCGCAAGAAACUUUUCAAAUCUGUGAAAACCUUGAACUUUGAUUCGAAGCCGAACUUCUGAAUGCUUUUGUUUAAGUAUCGAAGUGAAAGUUUGACACCAUGAUGUUUUUUGCCCUUCUCACCACUCUCACCCUUACCCUUUACCCAGACAAUUUUAAUUAUAUUAGCUGUAGAAGAAAUAGAUUAGAAAUUUCAAUAGUGAGGCCAAUCGAAAAGAGACAACCGAUUCAUUGAUUUUUUACCAAUAGUUCCUCGUCGUAUCAACUAAGGGACCUGGUCUCCUUCUAUGUAUUGUUCACCCAUGCAGGGUUAGGAGCACCUUGUCGGCCAGACGGUUGUUACGCGAUAGCUCAUCAAUGCUCUUUUAGUGCCUUCGGAAGGCCUGCCGUGUCGUACGACCGUGCGUAUCAGUGUGCGUAUCUGUGAAGCAACAUCAUGGGUUUUGGGGUGGAGUUGGUACCAUUGCAUCCAGCUCUACUUGCGCCACUAUAGAUAGAUAUGCAGUUUGUUGGUCGUCGAUCCCUCCCCGUCUCCUCCUGACCCGCCUUCACCACCACUUCAACCAACCGCCACGUUGUUGUUGUUGUUGUUGUUGUCGUUGCUCGCGUACAAGUGGGAAGUGAGCGAGUUAAUUGAAGUAUAGGAACCAAGAAAUGAAGGAAGAACGAGAAGAACAGAGAGGAGGCGAAGAAGGAUCUGGUUAGAUGGUAGGUUGGAUAGUUAGUUGCUUGGUUGGAUGGAUGGGAGGAUGGAUGAUGAGGGUGGGGACCACGCGUCGACGUCCAAGACGACGGUGUUGGGCUGGUGAGAUGCUCGUCGACCAACAAGGGCAUGGACAUCCAUCCAAGUUUGGUGUUGCUUCGGCGAAUGAUCCAACAACAGUAACAAUAGUGCUUUGAGAGGGUGAAGCCAUUCAUGCCUGUUGCUCGCAAACCAGCAUCAUUAUCAUCAUCGUCGUGAUCACGAGAGAAAUACGAGGAGAAUGAUGGCUCCACGGGGUGUUGUCUCGUCAAUCACAUCCGUGUCGUUCGUGCUUUGCAUAGCUAUCCAACUUUUGUUGCUUUCUUCUGUGAGAUGUCAAAUCCCAGUGAUCACCAAAGGCUUCCUGGCUGCCCUGAGCCAGCCCAGUCAAAGUCCACAGGUGAAGAUCCUCCGGCAAAUCAACGAUCAACAUGAAGAUGGUUCGUACACCUAUGGUUACGAAGCAGCUGACGGAUCAUUCAAAUUGGAGACCAGAUUCCCUGAUGGAUUGGUGCAGGGCAAAUACGGUUACGUCGACAUCGAUUCGGGUGAGCUAAAAGUCAUCGAAUAUGGUGCUGACAUGAUGGGCUUCCAACCUAUUGGCGAUCUCCCAUUUGGGGUGGUGAACAUCCCCGGAACUCAAGCUCCGCAAAGUGCUUCGUCUACCACCACUGCUUCCACAACAACAUCAACCACAACGACAACGACAACCACGACCACGACCACGACAACUCGAAAGCACAUGCGACGAAAACAAGUUUUGUCCCCAUUCGCUCCCAGGAGAAACCCCUCGCAGGUUAGAGGUCUGCAAUUAGAACAGCCCAUCACGACUCGGCCACGAGCGAGACGACCUUUGGCUCGUGUUCCAAUCAAAGGCCGACAGUCUUUGGUAAAUUUCUCCUCCAGAGAGGAUGGUCAAGGAGGGCCACAGCCCCAAAUUCGAAGUACCAAGCGAAGCCGACAAGUGCUCAAGAGUGAUGAAGAGCCCGAAAGUCGGGAAGAGCCUGAGGGCGAGAGUGAUGCUCUUGAGGGGCAGAAGCAGAUAAACUUGCCUCAAAUCUUGCCUCCGUCACCCUUGAAUAGGCCAAUUAAUCCGCUAGAAACUCCACAAGUGUCUGUGAAUUUCGAUUACCUCAUUCAGGAAUUCACGGGCAAGAGAACGAUCAUUCCUCCCAACCCUGAAGGUUCGCUUAUCCAAGUGGACAGACCUUACCCGCAAUCUUCCUCGUGAUACUAUUACUCUUAUUGUUUGGCUUUGACUAUGCAUUGUGACCUUUAGCUCUUUAACUAUGUAUUUACUCUGCAACAUACAUUCUGAUGUUUUUUUGUUCUCAA
Molecule: messenger RNA, 2234 nt
Organism: Tigriopus californicus
Lineage: Eukaryota; Metazoa; Arthropoda; Copepoda; Harpacticoida; Harpacticidae
Product: rho GTPase-activating protein gacJ-like
Exons: 2
Coding region: 1141-2130 (329 amino acids)
Cellular component (GO): chitin-based extracellular matrix
Molecular function (GO): structural constituent of chitin-based larval cuticle
Source: RefSeq, a predicted model, not a curated record